Aspergillus alliaceus is the source of this 1146-nucleotide messenger RNA. Its product is annotated as DUF5572 domain-containing protein. The coding region runs from base 180 to 821 and encodes 213 amino acids. Lineage: Eukaryota; Fungi; Ascomycota; Eurotiomycetes; Eurotiales; Aspergillaceae. The record is from RefSeq and is a predicted model, not a curated record. The transcript has 2 exons.
AUUUAAAUGGACUUGAGCCUCGGGUAAUGAAUCUAUCUACAUAAAUUAUCAUCGAGUUGUCACACACCCGCGCGCUGCAUCUCUUUUAACAACCAAAAGAGAAAAGGAGAGAAAGAAAACAAGCAAGAGAUUUUCGUCCAGCAUCUCCCUCUUCAAGGCGGCAUACCCCUUCCUCCUCAAUGGAUACUGCCAACAAUGGCCAGUCAUUGGAAUCAUCUGCUCACCCCCCCAUCGAAACAACGGGCAAUACAGCUGACCAAGUGACUACUCAAAUUUCAGCGACCCAGCAGCCCGAAACUGAAAUAUAUGUAAGACUUAAGUCCUAUCCCUUUAUAUUGGAUCAGGAGUUUGCAAAAGGCCUUGCGAUCAUACUCGGUCACCCAGAUGCGCCCGCAACUGAAACGGAGAUCGGACGCAGCGACGACCUCGUCUUACAAGCAAAAUGCUUCUAUUUUUCGAGAAAGGAAAAACUCGUACAUCCCGUGAACUUUGCAGCUUAUAAAGCCUGGUUAAAUUCCGAUCCACCAACGAACACAGCUGAGGAUGAGGCCAUCGGGACCACAUCGCAGCAGCUCAAAGCAUCAGCGGCUGACAUACCCUCAUCAACUGAACACACCAUCCAGACGUCGGGACUCGCCCAAGAGCCUACGUACCCUUCCUCAUUCGCGCAUAUCGUGGAACUCAUUACUACUGGUCAACCGAUUCCUGGCAUUCAGCAGAUACCAGACACUGUAUUAAAAGGCCGUGACACACCAAGCACGAAACCGAAAAGACGGAAGCCCUGGGAAAAAGAAGAAGCUGGUGAAACUUCUCAGGCCUAGAAAUAGAUGUAUGGUAGCAUGAAGGCCUCCUACCACCCUUAGAGCCCUUAGUAUCCCGGAGAGAAAAUUUCGACUUGCAAACCUGUUGGACUCUAUUGCAAGGGUAGAUAGCUUUUAUGGGACACAUAAGCUAUGAGGAAUUGGAUACUGAUUAGGAAAUGUUCUGGAUUUAGAAAGAAUAAAGUAACACUAGAGAUUAAGGGGUGUCCAGAUAUGGUACACGAAAAUGAUACUUUCCACAAGUUGUGUCGCCUGCCUCUGUAAACCAAACCUCACGCAUAAACAACCCACACUGUAACUUUUCCUCUGGUAAGAUGUUAACCAU